Molecule: messenger RNA, 2268 nt
Organism: Bacillus rossius redtenbacheri
Lineage: Eukaryota; Metazoa; Arthropoda; Insecta; Phasmatodea; Bacillidae
Gene: RabX4
Product: ras-related protein Rab-8A
Exons: 6
Coding region: 39-662 (207 amino acids)
Molecular function (GO): GTPase activity; GTP binding
Source: RefSeq, a predicted model, not a curated record
GAUGGUCGCGGCCCGGCGCGGCACGGCCCGUGCACAAGAUGGCGCUGGACUUCGCGGCCACCUACAAGGUGCUCGUGCUGGGCGACUCCAAUGUCGGCAAGACGUGCAUCGUGCACCGCUACUGCGACGAGCGCUACUACGACACCUACAUCUCCACCAUAGGCAUUGACUUCAAGCAGAAGAUCAUCAAUUUGGAUGGAACACCUGUGAAACUCCAGAUAUGGGACACAGCGGGGCAGGAGCGCUUCCGCACACUCACCACGGCCUACUACCGCGGCGCCAUGGGCAUCCUGCUCAUGUAUGACGUCACGAGCCUCGACUCCUUCAACCACCUGUCCUACUGGCUCAGGAACAUACAGGAGAACGCGGCGCCCGACGUGGUCAAGGUGCUGGCGGGAAACAAGUGCGACGUGGUGGAACAGCGCGCCGUGGACAAGGAGAGGGGGGACAAGAUCGCUGACAACUUUGACAUGCCGUUCUUCGAGGUGUCGUGCAAGAACAACGUGAACAUCGAGGAGGCGUUCCUGACGCUCGCCAGGCGGAUACGCGACCAGAGGAACCGGCGGGCCAGCCUGUUCGACAGCGCGGAGCGGUCAGCCGAGGCGGUGGAUCUGAGCAAGGAGGUGGAGUCUGCAGACGGGGCGUGGCGCUGCGCCUGCUAGCCAGUCAGCGGCCCCGGCUGAGCCCCAGGCCCGCCCCCGCACCGGCCCUACUUGUCAGCUGGUCGAGCUUCCUCCCUGCCGCCUACAUACCCCGUCAUCGCACACCAUUAGCCUGGCGACGAGCUAAACUGCACACACUUGUGUUAUUGCCGCGUGUACAGCUGUCCUGACCCGCAACAUAUAUACCGGCAGCAACUGAACGGUCGAGAUCACAUUCAGGCCCUUGGGAGCUUACACAUUCAUCUGUAUCCGAAUACACUCAGCAUGCACAUCCAUGCAUCCCUUAGCAUGUGCGCCCACAAUGUAAUGGACGCAAUUCUAAUGGAUGAAUAGUAUCAGAAUACUUUUAAUGCUAGCACCACCUGUUGAUAGUUGGUCGUAGGUACUUAUGUGCACGUAGCCAUUUCGAGUCGCGAUAUCUACGAAUUUUCAGCAAAACGUAAAUAACAACAACAAAUUUAAAUGUCGGAUGUUAUAAAUUUUAGUGAUCAAAAUAAAAAAAUAAGUUUUAAAGAUUUUCAAAAUUUUAAAAACCCUUAAAAAGUCCAUUAAACAACCUUAUAAGUUUAAAUUCUCCUUUCGGUUAUUUGUUUUAACGUUUUUAUUUGUCUCUAUUUGAGUUAUUACUUACACUUAUAUCGUUUUAACCAAAUAUUAUGCCAAAAAAACUGAAGUAAUAUUACAUACAAACAAAAUAAAACACGAUUCCGAAGCUAAUGGACGUUGGGACGCAUCAGUUGAUGCGAGUGUCGCAUCUCUAGAAAUCUCAAAUUUAGUGAACGCGUGUAGGGAUGAAUCGGCAUUCCUUGUGAGAAUUCGGAAGCGACGCAAAGAUGGCCGCGUCACUAAGAUCCCUUAGCUAAAGCUGGACUCACAAUGAUCCGUCGCGUCCGUCGGUUAUCUGUCCAUCCGUCAACAAGCCGAGUAGUUCACAAUAAUCUGUACGUCCGUCAUAAAAUUUAUUUUUCCCCUUGGAUGCCGCCUACAACUAUUAAGGCUUAUAUUUUCGAGGAAAUUUCUCUUGUAAAGAUUUACCAGUUUGUCGACCAUGUGCGCUAAGAAUUUAUAUUAUAAAUGAUUAAACAAACUCUAAAAAAUUAUGUAUUUUUGGGUUACCGUGCAUUAUUAAUUACUUUUGUGUCUCAGACAACUGUUGUUCAUAUCAAACUCAAAACGUGUUCAUAGGCAAGUUAAGAAAAUAAUACGGAAGCAGCUUAACAAAGAAACAAACUAAAAAAAAAUUAAAAUAAAGAUAAUACCUUUCAGACAUUUUUGAGGUUAUAAUUUCAUCCGUCCGUCGAAAGUUAUAGCUUGGCAAGGUUCUUACGGACAGACAGACAGACGGAUGGAAUAUUUCGGGCCAUCUGAUUGGCUGAAUGCCUCGUGAUUGACGGAUGGAUGAGACGGAUCAUUGCGAGUCCAGCUUUAGGGAUCCAUCAGGCUAGUAUUCGGAUGCAGCUACUGUGUUAUUAUGAGCGCAGCAGCCAACGAACAAAUUAUCACUUUCGGAAAACACACGGCAGCAUGUCAUUGAGGCACGGUGAGUCCGUGUGUUGGAUGGAGCGCCCCUGUCGCCGAGGCCUGACACUCGGAGCCCUCUAGGCUG